ACUGAAGAUACUGCCCCCGCGCCGCUCACGCUCACCCGUUAAAUAUUAUUCAAAUUUGAAAUUUCAAAGGACUUAUGGACCACCCUAUUAUUAAAAAAUAGUUGCGAUUCUUAAAAUUCCGUCUGACGAUGUAACGUUAUUAGUUUUGGCAAUCGUGGUGUUCGCGACGACACACCUACCCGUAAUCCCAGAAACAGCUUUCGAUGCAUGAUACUAUUUCUCUAGCCUGUAAUAUAAGCCCACGCGCAGUCUCUUUCGCACGUGUAACGUAACUCGGAGACAAAAUCCCCCAGAGACAAGUAACAAACGUCCAACUUUAGCACAUAAUUUCUGCCUAGUUUCGUUAGUUUGUUAUCUGGUGAGUUUGUAAUAAGCCUCUGAAUAAGUCUAUAAUUGAAAAACGGCGCCAAGUAGGUUGACUCUGUACCUCCCAAGCACCGCUAUCAUCAGUUUUUAAAGGAAUAUGUUCGACCCAAGUAAGUCCCUUUACGGUAGAAUAAAGUAUUCAUUUAUCAGUUUCUUUAUCCCGAAUUUCAGCUUGCUGAUUUGACCCGUUAAAAAAAUGAGUAGGGGGGCGGCUUUUUGUAAAGCAGCGAUACAAAGACUAUUAGAGUAUUAACAAGUUUAAAAUGCUAAUAUGAGUCUCAAAACCCAUACACAAAUUCUGUCAAACAGCGAUAUUAAAUUGCAAAGUAAGAAGAAAGAUAAAGACGAUAGUGUGACUAGGUAAGGGUGAAAGCAUUUGGGAUCGCUUCACCCACAGCCAUCCAGAACUAGUAAGAGAUCAUAGUAACGGAGAUGUCGCCUGCGAUACAUAUCACGAAUGGAGAGAAGACAUCGAGAUCUUGAAGGAUUUGGGCGUAGACUUCCAUCGAUUUUCACUGUCAUGGCCUAGAAUUCUGCCGGACGGCUUCGCUAGAAGAAUCAAUCCUGAUGGUGUGAGAUUCUAUAACGAUUUCAUCAAUAAGCUGUUGAAGAAUAAUAUAGAACCUUUGGUUACCUUGUACCAUUGGGACCUCCCUCAACGUCUUCAAGAUCUAGGGGGCUGGACCAAUCCAGACAUGGCAGUCUAUUUUGAAGAGUACGCCAAAAUAGCUUUUGAGCUGUUUGGAGACCGCGUGAAACGCUGGAUCACCAUAAACGAGCCCCACAGCUUUUGUGAGUUCACUUAUGGUUAUGGACAUGGCGCUCCUCAUAUAUUUUCACCAGGAAUAGGGGACUACCUUUGCGGAAAGACGGUUUUGAUAGCUCAUGCUAGGGCCUAUCAUUUAUAUCAAAGGGAAUUCAAAAAAUCUCAAGGAGGGAAAAUUGGAAUUUCAUUAGACACAAACUGGGCAGAACCGAUGACAAAUUCGACAGAAGAUAUAAAGGCUGCAGAGAGACAACUAGAAAUGGAGUUUGGUUGGUGGGCGAACCCAAUAUUUUCCAACACCGGCGACUAUCCGGAAGUCAUGAAACAAAGGGUUGACGAAAGGAGUCGCUUAGAGAACUUCACUAUCUCUAGACUGCCAGCUCUUACAACCGACGAGAUAAAAAUGAUCAAAGGAACUGCAGACUUUUUGGGUUUAAACCACUAUCAUACUUGGCUUGUGGGUGACCACGAUUUUCCUAUAGAUGGCGAACCCUCACACGAAAAAGAUAUGGGUAUCAAAAGCCGUCAAGACCCAAAUUGGAAACCGUCUCCGCAAAUAGUACCAUGGGGUUUCCGAAAAUUAAUGAACUGGAUCAAGGAAAAGUACAACAAUCCUUUAGUUUAUAUCACAGAAAACGGAUAUGGAGAUAUAAGUGAAGCAUUGGAAGAUCACGAUCGGGUUACCCAAAUCAAGUUGUUCAUACAAGCAGUCAUGGAUGCUGUAGAGAAAGAUGGGUGCAACGUGAAGAGGUACACAUAUUGGAGUACUCUUGAUAACAUGGAAUGGAGCCUUGGAUACACUGUCAAAUUUGGCCUUUACCACGUGGAUUUUACAAGCCCAAAUAGAACAAGGACGCCUAAACUGUCUGCGAAAACGUUCAAGGACAUCAUUAGGAAAAGACAACUAUGAUUUGAAAAAGCUAUAUUGUGUAAUAAAUAACAGUCUAUGGUA
Molecule: messenger RNA, 2084 nt
Organism: Acanthoscelides obtectus
Lineage: Eukaryota; Metazoa; Arthropoda; Insecta; Coleoptera; Chrysomelidae
Source: the annotation of a GenBank genome assembly